GUAUUGAUGGAAAGAGCCUACUGAAAGAAUCUAAAUUUCAAUUUACAGAAAUCUUCACGAUUAAUACAUGCCUCUAAGAUGGUCAGCCACUGUUGCAACGUUAUUUGCUGUAUGUGAUACUGUAUAACGAAGUAAAGAAGUGGGCGGAACGGCUAAUUUCUAUUCUUAAAUUUCUUCACUCGUAUAAAAUGUAACUGGCAACAUGCUCCAAAUCAUCUCGCAGUAAGCGAUCCGGCAGCAGUCGAUCAAUCGGUGAUAAAAUUCAUGUUUCUUAUAAUUUUUUGAAUUUUAUUUAUUUUAUAUCAUUAUCAUGAAGUAUAUUCUGGUAACUGGAGGUGUCAUUAGUGGAAUUGGUAAAGGAGUGAUAGCAAGUAGUAUUGGGACUAUUUUAAAAGCAUGUGGAUUGAGAGUGACAUCAAUCAAAAUUGAUCCUUACAUUAAUAUUGAUGCAGGAACUUUCUCUCCUUAUGAGCAUGGUGAAGUAUUUGUACUUGAUGAUGGUGGAGAAGUUGAUUUAGAUCUUGGGAAUUAUGAAAGAUUUUUGGAUAUUACCUUACAUACAGAUAAUAACAUUACUACAGGAAAAAUUUAUCAGCAUGUUAUUAAUAAAGAAAGAAGAGGUGAUUAUUUAGGGAAAACAGUUCAGGUGGUGCCACAUAUUACAGAUGCUAUACAAGAAUGGGUGGAACGAGUUGCUCAAGUUUCAGUAACAAAAGAUGGUGAUAUUCCUGAAGUUUGUAUCAUUGAAUUAGGUGGCACUAUAGGUGAUAUUGAAGGUAUGCCUUUUGUAGAAGCUUUUAGACAAUUUCAGUUCCGAGUCAAAAGAGAAAAUUUUUGCUGUGUUCAUGUCAGUUUAGUUCCACAGCCCAAAACAACUGGAGAACAUAAAACAAAGCCAACACAAGCAAGUGUUAGAGAAUUGAGAGGUUUAGGAUUAUCACCAGAUCUUAUAGUUUGUCGAAGUGGCCAGCCUGUUACGGAAGGUGUAAAGGAAAAGAUAUCAAAUUUUUGUCAUGUUGGUCCUGAUCAAGUAAUUUGCAUUCCAGAUGUUCCUUCUUUAUAUCAUGUUCCAUUAUUCAUGGAAGAUCAAGGCUUGGUAUCAUUUUUUGUUGAAAGAUUACACUUACCUGUUCCAAUUCCCUAUCCAAGACGUUUAAUGAAUAAGUGGCAAGAACUAGCAGAAAGGUCUGAUCAUCUGACUAAAAUAGUCUCUAUUGCCUUAGUGGGAAAAUAUACCCAAUUGAAAGACUCUUAUGCUUCAGUGAUCAAAGCUUUACAGCAUGCUUCUCUUGCCUGCAAUUAUAAAUGUAUAUUAAAGUAUGUAGAGGCUGAAGAUUUGGAAGAUUCAAUGAAACAAAAGAAUCCUGUUCGUUAUCAUGAAGCUUGGCAACAAUUGUGUGUUUCAGAUUAUUUAGGAGUGUGCUUGGGACUUCAAUGUGCUGUAAUUGAAUUUGCCCGAAAUGUUCUAGACUGGAAAGAAGCUAAUUCUACAGAAUCUGAUAGUGAAACAGUUAAACCUGUGGUAAUAGAUAUGCCAGAACAUAACCCUGGAAAAAUGGGUGGCACUAUGAGAUUGGGUAAACGACAAACUUUAUUUAAAAAUAAAGAUUGUAUUUUAAGAAAACUUUAUGGUAAUCAAGAUUAUAUAGAAGAACGUCAUCGACAUCGUUAUGAAGUAAAUCCAAAUUUUGUUGCUGAUUUUGAAAAUGCUGGUAUGUUGUUUGUGGGACAGGAUAUCAGUGGCCAAAGAAUGGAAAUUAUGGAAUUACAAGGUCAUCAAUAUUUUGUCGGUGUUCAGUAUCAUCCAGAAUAUGUUUCACGUCCUCUGAAACCAUCUCCUCCAUAUUUGGGACUUAUUUUGGCUUCAUGUGGUAAGCUGAAUUCUUAUCUAUCUCGUGAUUUUCGACUCUCACCACGAUAUGGCAGUGAAGUGGAAAGUUCAGAUGAUGAAAUUGCAGUUGUGUUGACACCAUGUGACAUGGGUGAUUCUCAAAGUAGUGUUACGAUUUUAAGCCCAAAUACAGAUGGAGGAUCUUCAUAAAUUUUAUUUUGUGACUUAUUAAAGUUCUGAGGAAUAUUUACUUUUUUAUUUGUUAGUCAUAAUUUAAAAAGAAAAGACUGGUU
Centruroides sculpturatus (bark scorpion) is the source of this 2124-nucleotide messenger RNA. RefSeq names its product CTP synthase 1-like. Gene Ontology annotation, molecular function: CTP synthase activity; identical protein binding. The transcript is spliced from 13 exons. Gene Ontology annotation, biological process: pyrimidine nucleobase biosynthetic process; CTP biosynthetic process. Lineage: Eukaryota; Metazoa; Arthropoda; Arachnida; Scorpiones; Buthidae. Gene Ontology annotation, cellular component: cytoplasm; cytoophidium. Bases 311 to 2041 code for a protein of 576 amino acids. The record is from RefSeq and is a predicted model, not a curated record.